UAAUAACAAUAAGUGUGUAUAUAAAUACAAAAUACUCGGAAAUGUUGAAGCCGCAAGCAAUUAAACCGUAUGAAACAUUAAUAUAAAGCAUUUGCAGCUGACUGUGUACAGCGGCAAAUGACAUUGGAGCUCACUUGCUGAAACCACUUGUGGCAGAACUGAUUCGCGGUUUAGUAAGUGCCCUUGGGCCAGCGGAAGUGCGAUGAAUACGCUGGUGCAGGACAUUAAAAACAAAUACUCCUUUUUGGAUAAUCUCUUCAGUCACGUAUGGAAGUCUAUUAUUAAAUCGAAUUUAAAGCUCAAGCAACAACUGCGCAGCAUACACUGGAAGAACGCCAAAGCUAAGCCUGGCUGUGCCUAUCAGCCCACUGAGAUCGAGCAGCUUGCCAAUGUGAUUACGCAUGGAAUUUGGAUAGUGCCUGCCCUAUUUGCGGCCAUCAAGCUCUUUGAGCGUUCCUAUAACUCUAGCCAGUAUUUGGUGGCUUGGAUCUAUGGCAGUGCUCUCUGCAUGCUCUUCACAGUGUCCACCUUCUUUCACUGCUCUUGCUACUGCUGCGAACACAAGCCGCCAGCCAACUACAAGUCUUGGCCACCAUUCAGCUGGCAGACCCACCGGGGAUUGAAAAAUGUGCUGCAUAGGUGUGACCGUGCCAUGAUCUAUGUCUUCAUAGCGGGCUCAUACUUUCCCUGGCUGACGCUGGAGAACACCAAUCACUCGGCCCUACUCUUUUGUAUGGAAUGGAUAAUUUGGCUAAUGGCCGCCGUUGGCAUUGCCUACCAGCAGCUUUACCACGAGCGCUACAAGUGCUUGGAGACGUUCUUUUAUGUUCUCAUGGGCCUGGGUCCUGCGCUCGUUGUUAUGUCCAGCGGACACCACUUCAAUGGCAUGGUCCAGCUCAAGUACGGCGGAGCCUUCUAUAUACUCGGUAUUCUCUUUUUCAAAUCGGAUGGCUUAAUACCAAUGGCGCAUGCCAUUUGGCAUCUGUUUGUGGUACUCGCGGCUGGCUGUCAUUAUUAUGCAAUAUUAGUACACCUGUAUCCAAAUGAUUCCAAUACUUAAACUUGCCCGGGUGCAAGUGUAGAGUCACAUAUGUAGUUCACAUUUACAACGUUUUGAAUGUUAUAUAUGAUUUUAUCUUUAAGUUUUUUGGCUUAAGGUGUUUUAACAUCUAAAACGAAUUCCUUCCUACCAUCCCACAACAUACAUAAGUUACUACUCCGAUUUUAGCCAAAUUUUCUCAAAUCAUAUAAUAUUAUGUAUACAAGUUGAUUUGUCGAAUUUAUUUUUUUCCUUAUGUCAAUGUUUCUUUACGGAUUUAU
Molecule: messenger RNA, 1320 nt
Organism: Drosophila busckii
Lineage: Eukaryota; Metazoa; Arthropoda; Insecta; Diptera; Drosophilidae
Product: monocyte to macrophage differentiation factor
Exons: 4
Coding region: 203-1060 (285 amino acids)
Cellular component (GO): membrane
Molecular function (GO): pore-forming activity
Source: RefSeq, a predicted model, not a curated record